AUGGCAAAGGCCCACAGGAGGUCGCCGGUCUCUGGCCGCGUUGCUGGUGGGAAGAAGGGCGCUGCGGCCAAGCCGGUAAAGGUGAAAUUCACAGUCGACUGCCAGAAGCCGGUCGACGACAAUAUCAUCGAGGCAAAAGGACUGGAGCGAUUCCUUCAGACGCACAUCAAGGUCAAUGGCAAGUGCAACAACCUCGGAGACCGCGUGCAGGUCUCGCGGGAAAAGGCGAAGGUGUUCGUUACAGCAGAGCUCCCCUUCUCCAAGAGAUACAUUAAGUAUCUGACGAAGAAGUACCUGAAGAAGCAGAUGCUGCGUGACUUCAUGCGCGUGGUCAGCAGCCGCGACACCGUGUACGAGCUGCGCUACUUCCAGAUGCCUCAGGAAGACGACGAAACCGCCGCGGCAUAG
Besnoitia besnoiti is the source of this 408-nucleotide messenger RNA. Its product is annotated as ribosomal protein RPL22. The transcript is spliced from 3 exons. The record is from RefSeq and is a predicted model, not a curated record. Lineage: Eukaryota; Apicomplexa; Conoidasida; Eucoccidiorida; Sarcocystidae. Gene Ontology annotation, molecular function: structural constituent of ribosome; RNA binding. Bases 1 to 408 code for a protein of 135 amino acids. Gene Ontology annotation, cellular component: ribosome. Gene Ontology annotation, biological process: cytoplasmic translation.